AUGGAAGUUUGGAAUGAGAUUGAACUUCCUAUACCCCCAUACUCUAAUUAUAAAAUAUCUAAAAAUGAAAUAGAUAUUAGGAAAUUUACAAAAAUUCUUCAACAAACGAUUGACUCGCUUAAAAUUGUCGAACAAUUUCAUUAUGAAGCAGCUCAAUUAUCACGGCUAAUCUUUAUGAACUGUAAACAAUUUAGAAUGAUGAAAGGAUUGCAUGAAAUGAAGAAAUGUCAUCAAUCUCUUCUUCGUUAUCUUAAAUUGGAUCUUGUAACAAGCUUAGAAAUAUUUAAAGGCUUUAUUUCAUAUGAGGAAACCACUUUUUGCACUUUACCUUAUCGACAGAAUCUCGACUUUAUUCUUAUCAGACUUCAAGGUCUUGCAAUGCUGCUCAUCAAUGUUGUUUCAAGUGCUAAAAGAAGUAUGACUUACUUUCUUGGACUGAUAAAAGCUGGAAGUUUCUACAUAAGAGGAACAGUUUUUAUCAGUACUUUAGCUAGUAUUUGGGAUCAAAGCAGAGAAUUUUGUAAGCAUGUGGUAAAUCACUACAAUUUACUUUUAAGUUUUCGAAAAGAUAUAAAAGAGAAACCUGGUUUGAAUUGGAUUGAGUCUGAUUAUCAUCUGCCAGAAGAUCUUGGAUUGUGGUUGGGUGACAAAUGGACACAAAAUAUAAUCAAUAGGACUUACGACUUGAAACUUUUAAUUAAAGAAGCUGAUAUUGCCGAGUUUUCAAAGAGUAUUUGUGAAAAAAUUAAGACGCAGAAAAAUAACAGAGGAAUGAAAAAGUCAGUAGAGUUAUCGGACGAUGAAAUGAUAAUUGUAAAUCAAGAAAAAAUUAUCGAUCAUAGUCUAGAACUAGAUGAUGUUAAACCAAUACCAAGAUUAACAAUGAAAAUCCACAAACCUAAUGACAACGCGGAAAUUGACUGCAGUCAUUCUAUCUCAGCUUUAGUAUCAAAAGAUUCCGUUGAGAAAUUCAUAAAAAAUGAAAGUUUUUACAGAAAAGUUAAUCAAAUGAAGUCGCUGACUAUCAACAAAAUGAAAAAGAAGUCUUGGAAAGAAUUUCAACACGACAUAAAAAAUAAAUCAGUUCUUAUGCAAGAAAAAGCGUUUAUUGAAUAUGUAAAAGAUUAUCUAGAAGAAUAUAUCAUUAAAUAA
This is a messenger RNA of Clunio marinus, 1152 nucleotides long. NCBI's taxonomy places the organism in Eukaryota, Metazoa, Arthropoda, Insecta, Diptera, Chironomidae. The record is from the annotation of a GenBank genome assembly.